Molecule: messenger RNA, 4806 nt
Organism: Gasterosteus aculeatus aculeatus (three-spined stickleback)
Lineage: Eukaryota; Metazoa; Chordata; Actinopteri; Perciformes; Gasterosteidae
Product: kinase suppressor of Ras 1
Biological process (GO): Ras protein signal transduction; protein phosphorylation
Cellular component (GO): cytoplasm
Molecular function (GO): protein kinase activity; ATP binding
Source: RefSeq, a predicted model, not a curated record
CUUCUCUGGUGUUUGACUUAGGGAGAGAGCAGCUGGUGCUCUCAAACGUUAACGAAACUUCCCUUCAACAUCGCAAUAACUCAUCAGUUUUAUCCGUGGACGUGGAGUCGCCCCCGGUACGUUCUACCCGCAACGUGGUGCCGUUCUCUGCGGACGCUCCCCGGGGUCGGGUCGGCGGGGGGUCUGCUGCUCUGUUCAGUUCCAAACGCGGAAACGUGUUUGAGGAGAUGCACCGCGACACGUCUUCAGGGCGCCGCUUGUGUGAGGAAUGGACUCAAAAGACAGGACGGGAGACCCGGAGGAGGCUCCGGUCCCGAACCUGCUGGUCACCUCCAUCCCCUGCCUGCAGCCUCACCGGACCGCAUCCAGAGACGUCGCGCGGCGCGAGAUCCGUCGUUCAGAGGCUGCUGCAGGGAAGCUCUCGGUGGACAGCUCGCUGCCGACCUCCGGCUCUGAGUUGCCGGACGCCAUGAGACGCCUGGGCCCCGGCUCAGAGGACUGUUCUCGCCUCACUGCUGCUCUCUCCUGUCUGAAGAGCGCUAACAACGCAGGUGAUCCGGGUCCUGACUCAGGCUUUUGCAGCUCAGAGGCUCGACAGGACACUGAUGUCUUCUCUCCCAUCAGCUCCCCUUCCAGCGGGGUUAGCCCGUCCCUCCCGCUGCAGCACACCAUUACCACCACCCACGGCCGCUCCAUCUCCAUAUCGGUCUUCCCUUGUCCAGAGGACCGGAGAGCUUGCACCAGCUCGCCCUCCCCCACGCCCCCCCCACCCACACACAAGCGGCUACAGCUCUUUCCCAACAUAAUGACAAGAAGCAAGAGUCAAGAGUCCCAGCUAGCAAACCGCAUCGAGGAGCCGGCAGCACUCAGAGCCGGUAAGAAGAACAAAGUGCUGAGUGCUCUUCCGAUUAAUAACUGUGGUAACGGUCCUGAAGACUCAGCGCUGCGCUCCCCACUGCUGUCUGCCCGAACCCCUGGCCCCGUCCCGGCCUCGGCCCCGUACAUGAUGCCUGCCACACCCACCCUGCUGGAGAAUGUGACCAGGGGCUCCCCUCAGACGAUGAGGAGAGAUGUCGGCCUGGCUGUAACACACAGGUUUUCCACCAAGUCCUGGCUCUCCCAGAUGUGCCAAGUGUGUCGCAAGAGCAUGAUGUUUGGUGUCAAGUGCAAACACUGCAAGUUAAAGUGCCACAACAAAUGCACCAAAGAGGUUCCCUCAUGUCGGAUAUCGUUUCUUACAUUGCCAAGGAUGCGGAGGGCCGAAUCAGUGCCAUCAGAUAUCAAUAAUCGGAUCAAUCAUACAGCGAAGAUCCCACUGCAAUUUGGCACUUUACCAAAGGCACUUGCCAAAAAGGAGCCUCGCCCCAGUUUGAACCAACUGGACUCCAGCAGUAACCCAUCAUCAGCUGCCUCCUCUACAUCUUCAUCCCCAGCACACACACAGCAGAAUAAACCCACAGGCGCUGCACCCAUGGCCAACCCGUUGCCGCAGGGCUCCCUGGACAGCCGUUUCCACUUCCCAGAUGUUCCUGCUUCCAGAUGUACUGCUGCUCAACAGUGUGACAGCAGCAAUGAGUCUGGAGUAUCCCAGCUGUCUGCCACUGAAACCCAGCAAAUGUCAGCAAAGCAAGAAGAGGAGGAGGACUACCCAGCAGAAAAGGACGAGGCAGCGGACCCUCAAAGCAGAGAGCAGAGCCUUUCCACGGAUGCGUGUGACGAGGACGGGCUGGAGGACCUGCCUGCCACCACACACCGCCAAGGGGCCGUCGGCCGCUGGAGGAGCCCCAUCCGCCGUAAGGCCAGCCAGACCAGCGUCUACCUGCAGGAGUGGGACAUCCCAUUUGAGCAACUGCAGCUAGGAGAGAUGAUUGGCAAGGGGCGUUGGGGGAAGGUGCAUCGGGGGCGCUGGCACGGUGAGGUGGCCAUUCGCCUCCUGGAGAUCGAUGGCAACAACCACGAUCAUCUUAAGCUCUUCAAGAAGGAGGUUAUGAACUACCGGCAGACCAGGCACGAGAACGUUAUUCUGUUCAUGGGCGCCUGCAUGGCCCCCCCACACCUCGCCAUCGUCACCAGUUUCUGUAAAGGUGUGACUCUUUACUCUGUUGUAAGAGAACGAGGUCACAUGCUCGAGAUCAAUAAGAUCAGACAGAUUGCACAGGACAUCGUCAAGGGAAUGGGUUAUCUGCACGCCAAAAGCAUCGUCCACAAGGAUCUGAAGUCCAACAACGUGUUCUAUGACACCAACAAAGUGGUCAUCACUGACUUUGGCCUGUUUGGGAUGGCUGGAGUGGUACAGGAAGGCAGGAGAAAGAACAUGUUGCGGAUACCUCGUGGCUGGAUUGACUACCUGGCUCCAGAGAUUGUUCAAAACAUGAGUCCAGAGGUGGAAGAGGACAAACUGCCUUUCUCCAAAGCCGCUGAUGUUUAUGCAUUUGGCACAAUCUGGUACGAGCUGCAGGUUGGAGACUGGCCAAUGACCAACCUGCCCGCAGAGACUAAAAUCUGGCUAGUGGGCAGCAAUGUGGGCGUUAAGAAGGUGCUGGCAGACGGCAACCUGGGCAAGGAGGUGACGGAGAUCCUGUCUACCUGCUGGUCCCAUAAAGCCGAUAACAGGCCCCCCUUCAUCCUGCUGGCCGCCAUGCUGGAGAGGCUCCCUAAGCUCAACCGCAGGCUGUCUCACCCCGGACACUUCUGGAAGACAGCCGAGUAGGUACAAGUAGGAAAGAGAGGGCACAUUCCUGAUCCAAGGUGGAGCAUCCUGCAGCACCAGUUACACCAGCAUUAAAGAAGGUCUCCAUCCAUCAGAUCAGAAGGGAGGCUGCAUCCAUCAGAUGUAGACGUCUAUAUUUUAACGUCACAUAAUGGAACUAGUUGUAAAAAACAUUAUGUUAAGAAAUGUGAUCAUUUUGAAGCUGUCCUGCUGAGUAGUGAGUAAUAUAAACGUUGUAUUUUGAGGAAGGAUCUUGUGGGGCUCACAUGCUGCUGUGCAUGGGUGGAGUUAUUGCUCCCUUUAAGCUUUCUUAGUGUUUUUUUAAUAAAAAUAGUGUUUUUCACAGUCAGCAGUAUUUUCCUCUCUUCACCUCUCCAUGCCGACUGAUCCAGCUUUGCCUGUUUCCACGGUGUCUGAUCUCUACGGUGUCCCUUCCAUCCCACCACAUACCCUCUGUCCCUGCCUCAGAUUCCGCUCCUUGCUUCUGUCUCCUCACCCAGUUCUUCUCCCAGCAAAGGCUGUAGUAUUAUCAUCUUAAUCAUAAUUACUGCUGCACACUGUCCAUACAUGUACAUACAGCAGCUGAGAGCCACAAGUGCGUAUUCAUAAUUAAAUCUAAUAUUGGCUUGAGGAAAAAUUGACAUAAUCUUCACAACGCUUGGCUCUUGUGUUAUUUGUUUAAGUUAUAUAGCGGGUCUAUACAUAUGUCUGUUGCUUUAGCAUUGCCUCUCUGAAUAUCGCCAUGUUUCCAUCAUCUAAACGGCGGGUCACUUUAUCUGAAGGCACCCUCCGAUCAUAUUGUAACGGACUGACAUGAACACUGACGAGGUUACACACACAUUAAGAGUUUAAGAGUUAAUGGAUUUUUUCCCCUUACAUUACUCGUAUACUUUAAGUAGUUUUGAAACCAGUACUUUUAUACUUUUACUUAAGAAAAAAGCUUGAGUUUGACUUCAACUUCAACAAAGUCUUUUUAAACCCUAGUGCCUAUACUUCUCCUUGAGUAAUGAAUGUGAAUAUGUUUGACACCUCUGCUAGUGAUCCUCAUCUCUAUUCAGUUUUGUUAUCUUGAUUUUGCACACAGAGUCCAAUCUGAUUAAUUAUAUGCAGUACAAGCUCUGUAUGCAGAGCUUUUGGACUGACAGGUGAGGCAUGUCAGCCCAACUGACAGGAUGUAGGAUUUUGUUAAGGGCGAACAAGCAGAGGGUCACGUGACAAAGGAGUAGAAGCUAUGUGUCGCAACAGGUAGUGGAAGAAGGACUCAAAUGCAAAAACUGCUUUGUUAAUCAAAAUCAGAAUGCCUGGGGGCAAAACACAGACAGGAUAGGGACCAGGAACUCACAAACUCACGAACGCAGUGCCGUCCUUUUAAGAACAACAUUCAAUGACGCAACCAGGGAUAAAAGAGACACAUGGCUUAAAUACACUGGGACAGUGCAGGUGAUUGGACACGGGUGAAACAAUCAUGACGAUCUGAGGCUACAAUGAAACCUACGAUGUAACAUUCCUUCUGCCGGCUUGGUUGGUAUGUUGGGCCCCAUUGGAUUGCUGUCACAUGACAUCCUGUUUUAUCCGGUCAUACGUCAUUAGUGGAUCAAAGAGCAAACCAAGGAGAUGUACUGUAACUCGCUCACUGAGAUUUAAUCAGAGCGGUUUGUUCAGACUUACUUUUGAAUAAGGAUGAGAUGAUGACUACUGGAAAUAAUAGACAAAAAUGUUUGGUAUCGACACUUGUCUUUCCUAUGUACACUCCAGUACAGCAUCAUGUUUUUGAGCAGGUUGUGUGUGUGUGUGUGUGUGUGUGUGUGUGUGUGUGUGUGUGUGUGUGUGUGAGAGAGAGAGAGAGAGAGAGAGACCGUGUAUGGUAUUUGCCCAGUGAAUGUGUUGGGCUUCACCAGCAUGGAAUUGAUCUAUACAUAUAUGUAUAUAGAGGGUUAGGGUCAGGUUUUUGAUACAGUGUUUGCACAAGGGUUUCGAUUUAGAUUUCCAUUGGUACUUUACUCCCAUUGAUGAAUAAAAAGUGUAAACUCGGUUAUUUUGUACAUAAUGCAGUGAUAUUUUGAACAAUUGAAGAUAUUAAAGCUGAUCUCCAUUGA